Messenger RNA from Penaeus monodon (black tiger shrimp), 534 nucleotides. RefSeq names its product ATP synthase mitochondrial F1 complex assembly factor 1-like. The record is from RefSeq and is a predicted model, not a curated record. The coding region runs from base 145 to 474 and encodes 109 amino acids. The transcript is spliced from 5 exons. Lineage: Eukaryota; Metazoa; Arthropoda; Malacostraca; Decapoda; Penaeidae.
UUUUAUAUAAGUAUAGAGAGAGAGAGAAAAAAAAAGAUAUUCCUAUUCGCUAAAUCCGCUUCGUUAAGAAAUUCCAGACUUUGUUUUGUUCGUUAUAAAGAACAGCUGCUCCUCCGGGUUCUCCCCUUACAAUACAUAAUAGUUAUGAGGCAGUUAUCUUAUCUUGGAAUCCUGCUGAGAAGAAGUGUUGUCUCCAAGAUGGCUAACCGACCUGUCAGCACCUCCAGCUAUGCCAUGGUGAAGGCUAUUGAAGACCUUGAGACAAAUCCGUACUUCAACAAAUAUGCAGAGAAAAUUGCCAAGAUGCAGAAAGCUAAACCAGAGGAGUUUUUGGAGAGAUACGCAAAGGGAAAAGAAGUCAAGGAGAGCCAGCCGGGGGGCCACGAUUUUUCCAAAGUAGCAGAGAAACCCAAAGUAGUCUUACCAAAGGCUGCAUAUUCUCAUGCUCCUGAUAAGUCCUGGAUAGUAUUAUGAAGACAGAGCUGUUGAAGGACAAAACAAAUGAAGAAAUAGAAUAUAUUUGGAGAGAUACAU